CGGAAAAAGGACUGAAAAAGUAUUGGAAUUCAUUCAAGACCGUGUUAGCCAGUAAAAAAGGUUUAUCCACCAUGGGCAUUGGCCUUGUGAUUUCUUAUUUGUACGUCACCCAUGAAAGUCCCGGAGCCCAGGACAGAAACAUGGCGGAUGUUUUCAAGAAGGGAAAAAUCGAUCAGGGGGUUAGUCCACCUAUUUCUAAAAAACUGGUCAAACGCGAGAAUCUUGAAAAUGUAGUGAAGAAUAUUUUGCAAUUCUCUUUACAAAAUUACUUUCUUAUUUCGGGCGAACAUGGGACGGGAAAAACAACCUUGGUUCAAAAUGCCAUCUUGAGUCUCCAAGAGCCAAAGGGUGUUAUCCAUUUUGAGUGUCCUUCAGAUGCGAAAGAAUUUGCAAAGAAUUUGUCAAAACAUCUUGAUUAUGAAUUAUAUCCAUUCAAACUUCGAGAUAUUAUCAUCAUGCAGUUGACAACUAAUGCAAUAAGGAAAGCAGAUUACUAUAUGAAAAAAUACAAGCGCCCAAUAGUUUUGGUUCUUGAUCAAGUAGAUCGCAUUGCUAAAAAGGACCCAGAGUUUCUUGGGAUGCUCCAAGAUUUUGCGAAGAGCGGUGCGGACAGAGACACCCUUGUCAUUGUAUUUAUUGCGAGUGAAGGCUCAGUUCCGCAAAUUAUGAAAUCUCGCUCUGCCUGGUCGCGAGCAAGCGCCACCUUUGAAGUUGGUGAUAUCUCAGAUGAAGAAGCUGUGAAAUUUCUGCAAGAUUCUGUGAAAUAUCUAACGGGUGGACGAUUUGCUUUAUUGAAGAAUGUCCAAGAAUUAAAUCGAGUCGAUCCUAAAAAUUUAGUUGAAAAAUUCAAGGAGCAAACGUUCACGCAGAUCAAGAGAGAUUUGGACACAGUGGAUCUUCCUGAAAACCAUGAAUUUUUCAUAAAGCUCAUUGAAGUAGAUCGUAUUGCCAUCAAGAAAGCUAAAACCAUUAUACCUCUCGACACGAUUCAUAAACUUGUCGAGGCUAAUAUUCUCAAAGAACAUCAGGACUACACUGUGUCCUUUCAUUCACGUUAUAUCGAUACCUAUUUUAAAGAG
Messenger RNA from Ambispora gerdemannii, 1079 nucleotides. The record is from the annotation of a GenBank genome assembly. Lineage: Eukaryota; Fungi; Glomeromycota; Glomeromycetes; Archaeosporales; Ambisporaceae.